UUUUUCGCUUUCCUCCUCCAUUUCUAACCCAAACCACCACAUUUGCCCGACCCCGAACCGGCCCGGCCCGACCGCUUUCCCCAUCCUUUUAUCAGCACCACAGCUCUCUUCUUUUCCCCUCUCCUACAAUUCCCCUCUAAUUCCUCUCUCUCCUUCUCUCUCCUGGGGUUCCCCCACUCCGCCAUGGCCAUAGAGCUCAUGAUGAACUACGGCGGCAGCAGCAGCAGCAACGCGAGCUUCGUCACCAAAAUGGAAGAGUCGGCCGUCCAAGAAGCCGCCUCCGGCCUCGAAAGCGUCAACAAGCUAAUCCGCCUUCUCUCCCAGCAGCAGCAGCAGACACAAGAUCAGAACCACCGCCGCUCCUCUCCCUCCGCCUCCGCCGCCCCCGGUCCCGCCGUCGACAUCGAAACCGACUGCAGAACCGUCGCCGACGCCGCCGUCUCCAAGUUCAGGAAAGUCAUUUCCCUCCUAGGCAGCACCCGAACCGGCCACGCCCGCUUCCGGAGAGCCCCUGUCUCCGCCGCUUCUCCGUCGUCGACGGAGCUGAUCCCCGCAAAUCUCAACCACUACCACCACCGCCACCACCACCACCGCAGCAGCGGCAGUGAAAUCCCGCAUCCCGAGAGCAACAGCAACGACGACAACAACAAGGUCUACUACGCGACGCCGAUCCAGCAGAUUCCUCCCUCGCCGCAGGAUUUCGGCCUCGCGGUUGUGAAAUCAGGCGCAUCCGUGGACAGAAACGGCAAAGACUCGUCCGCCACGACCAUCAAUUUCUCGUCCUACUCCUCCGCAGCGAACUCGUUCGUUUCGACGCUGACCGGAGAAACAGAGGGGAAGCCGCACCAGCAUCAGCACCAGCAGGGACCUUCUUCCUCGUCGGCGUUCCAGAUCACGAAUCUAUCUCACUCCGCCGGCGGACGGCCUCCGCUCUCCACAUCGUCGUUGAAGAGGAAGUGCAGCUCUGAGACUCUGGGAUCCGGGAAAUGCCUCAGCGGCGGCUCCUCCGGUCGCUGCCACUGCUCCAAGAAGAGCAGGAAAUUGAGAUUGAAGAGGGUGGUUAGGGUUCCGGCGAUAAGCCUGAAGAUGGCGGACAUUCCUCCCGACGACUACUCGUGGCGGAAGUACGGGCAGAAGCCAAUCAAAGGCUCCCCGCAUCCACGGGGUUAUUACAAGUGCAGCAGCGUGCGGGGAUGCCCGGCCCGGAAGCACGUGGAGAGAGCGGUGGAUGACCCGUCGAUGCUGGUGGUGACCUACGAAGGAGAUCACAAUCACAACACGCUGUCCAUUGCUGAGACUGCUAAUCUCAUCUUAGAAUCCUCCUGAAUUUCAUUAGCAAGAUGAUGAACAAAUUCAAUGCUUUGUUUCUUUCUUUUUUUUGUGGGUGAUGGUGAUCUCGAAGGAGAUCGAGGGAUCAGAAUCUGUAGGCUUGUAGUAAGCAGGGAAUGGAUAUUUUGGGGGGUCUAAGUUCCCCAAUUUGUGUCCAAUCAUUUCAUGUAAAAUAUUUAUUAUGGGGAUACUUUUGGUUUUUAUUUUUUUGGGGUCGAUAAUGAGGAACCCAUAUGUUGUUUCUUGUGAUUUGGGGAAGAAAUUUGGUGGAAGGAAAGGGGAUGUGGGGAUUUUGAUGGAAUUUGGAUGAAGCAAAGCAAAAAUGGUGGGUGGUGGUGG
Molecule: messenger RNA, 1668 nt
Organism: Linum tenue
Lineage: Eukaryota; Viridiplantae; Streptophyta; Magnoliopsida; Malpighiales; Linaceae
Source: the annotation of a GenBank genome assembly